Molecule: messenger RNA, 576 nt
Organism: Ramularia collo-cygni
Lineage: Eukaryota; Fungi; Ascomycota; Dothideomycetes; Mycosphaerellales; Mycosphaerellaceae
Exons: 1
Coding region: 1-576 (191 amino acids)
Source: RefSeq, a predicted model, not a curated record
AUGUCCACUUCUAUCGAUCUCUUCCCCGAGAUCCUCAACCUCGAAGAUCAAUUCUUCCAAGAAGGCUACGUCCUCGGCGUCGCCGACGGUCAGAAAUCCGGCCGCAUCGAAGGUCGCAUUUUCGGACUCGAGAAAGGUUUCUCCAAAGCUAUUGAGAUGGGGAGAUUGAAUGGCAAAGCUUGUGUCUGGGAGGCUCGGACGAACUGUGUUUCGGAUGAGGGGAGUGAGGGUGUAAUGCUUACGCCGCUGAAUGGGAAUGAGAGGUUGAAGAAACAUAUUCAGAGACUGGUGACGCUGAGUGAUCCGGAGGGAUUGUCAUUGGAGAAUGGAGAGGAGGAGGUCAGUGAGUUUGAUGAUCGGUUGAAGGACGCGAAGGCCAAGGCUGUGAUUGUUGAGAGGAUCGUCGGGGAGGGGGAGGGUUUUGGGGAGGGGGAGGGUGUUGCUGCUGCUGCUUCUUCGACCCAACAACGGAAGGUUCCUGUGAGGGUGAGGAGGGGUGAGAAGGUUGGCGUUGCGGGAAAGAGUACGGGUGAGAUGGAGGACUUUGUCGGGAUGAAGGGCCUGCGUGGGAGUUGA